AUGACAUCAAACCUAUCGUCGGCGGACCUGUUUGGAGGUCUCAGCGAUAGCGAUAGCAGUGAUAACGAGGACCGAAUCGAAAAUGAAAGAGCAUCUGCAACUGUGUUUCAAGAUUUAGAAAUGAGCUGCAGCAGUGAAGAAGAAUUGGGUCAUGAAGAUACACAGCCAAUGGAACUUUCUCCAAGUCCGGAGUCAAUAUCGCUCGAAGAGUAUCGUUACAACAGAAAUGAAUCGAACCGCUCUGAAAAUGGAUAUUCAACCAGUUUUCUCUCCGCUUCCACUUCUUCCAGUCAUUCAUCGUACUAUGAACAUACAGGAAUCCCGAACACUUCAAUUGAAAUGAUCGGUGAAAAUGCAGAGAACUCAGUCGACAAUCAGGAUAGACGUAACAUAGAAGACCCCAUUCCUGACUCCACAGAAGAGAUAAAAGUCGAAGAAUCAGCGAUCCCACCGCCAAUUCAUCAGAUUCAAGUGCAACGCCAUGAGGCUCUUCAAAAAGCGAAUGCGCCAUCACACUUCAUGAUGUCGAAACCUUCUGAUUCUUUCACACAAAGGAAAUUUCCAACUAGAAAUAAUUCAUCACUCACAGAUGAGGAACUAGAGGAAAAAUUACUAGCCGAGAAAAUCAAAGAGCAAGAGAUUUUAUCAGAUAUAGUUCUGAUUGCUAAUUUUUCAACCGAACAGCUGGAUCGAUAUGCUGCGUUCAGAAGGUCCAAGUUCAAUAAGCCAGCUGUCAAAAACAUUAUCGCGCAAGCUACAGGAAGUGCCGUAAGCGAUCCUCUCGCGUUGGCUGUUGGUGGUCUUGCAAAGUUGUUUGUUGGUGAACUAGUGGAAGAAGCUGUGGAAUUACGUGAUGCAUCUAACGAAGAGAACAGACCAGUCCAACCACAUCACAUUAUAGCUGCAUUUAAUAAGCUCAAUCAGGAUGGAAAACUAUGGCCUCCGUAUGGAAAGAAGUUUUAA
Messenger RNA from Caenorhabditis remanei, 963 nucleotides. RefSeq lists its product as uncharacterized. Gene Ontology annotation, cellular component: transcription factor TFIID complex; nucleus. The record is from RefSeq and is a predicted model, not a curated record. Bases 1 to 963 code for a protein of 320 amino acids. Gene Ontology annotation, molecular function: transcription coactivator activity; protein heterodimerization activity. Gene Ontology annotation, biological process: transcription initiation at RNA polymerase II promoter; RNA polymerase II preinitiation complex assembly. The transcript is spliced from 7 exons. NCBI's taxonomy places the organism in Eukaryota, Metazoa, Nematoda, Chromadorea, Rhabditida, Rhabditidae.